AUGUUGUGGGCUACCACGCUCGUUUGCCUGGUGCUCGUGAGUCUCUAUGUAAAAGCAGAUUAUGGCUGCUCAGAAGACCUUACUCAGACUGACAAAACAAGGAAGAUAUUCCUCGAUUUCCAUAACGAUGUUCGUCGGAACAUAUCUACCGGAAUUCAGCCGAAUAGACCGGUUUAUAGCCGGUUCCUCGGACCAGCUAAGAACAUGUACAAACUGAAAUGGGACUGUGACCUGGAGAAAAAAGCACAGUACCAGGUCUCCUCAUGCACUUUCAAAGUUCCACCCGGAAUGUGCCGUUUGUCAAUGUCUCAAAACAGUAUAAGCGUUAAUUACGUAAACGGUAAGGAAGAAGAGGCCUUAAGAUUCGCUCAGAAAAAUUGGAUGAACCCCGUGACCACGUAUGGAGUACCACCCAAUCGCAAGUUCUUCUACAGACUCGAAACUUUUGCCAACAUAGCGAAUCACAAAAAUAUGAAGCUCGGAUGUGCAUAUAAGGUCUGCGGCUCCGAGAUGCUGGUAGCCUGCAUUUAUGGCACUAAAAGAAUACCACCGAUGCAAGAGUUGUGGGAAAAUGGAAGAACCUGUGAGUGCGACGCUCAUCCCGACUCAUUUUGCUCGAACGGUAUUUGCGAAACUAACAUGGUGAUGAAACCUGAAACCAAAACAUCUACUAAGAAGCCCAGGCCACCAGUGGAGGGACCAGAUUCAUGCAAAGCCAAUACCGGAAUGACAGAUGACCUCAGAGAGAUUUUCCUCAAAAAACAUAACUACUACAGAUCAUUCGUUGCGAAAGGAUUGGCGAAGGACAAGUUCGGUGGAUACGCUCCCAAAGCAGCAAGAAUGCUUAAGAUGGUGUAUGAUUGCGAAAUCGAAGCAAACCGCAAACUCGCAGCGCCUAUCAUGCGAGAAUGCACGAUGUCGGAACCCAUUCGCCAUUCAAAGCCGACAGAUUCGGCUGUCUUGGCCUGCGAUAAGUUCUUCGCUGAAUUAAAAGACCAUGGUGUUGGACAAGACAACAUACUCACUAACGAACUGUUUAUCGACAGCAAAAGAGCAGAUUGGUACAUCUUACGACUAGAUGGUUUGGCAGAGUAG
This is a messenger RNA of Ostertagia ostertagi, 1095 nucleotides long. Lineage: Eukaryota; Metazoa; Nematoda; Chromadorea; Rhabditida; Trichostrongylidae. The record is from the annotation of a GenBank genome assembly.